Molecule: messenger RNA, 3132 nt
Organism: Indicator indicator
Lineage: Eukaryota; Metazoa; Chordata; Aves; Piciformes; Indicatoridae
Gene: AP2A2
Product: adaptor related protein complex 2 subunit alpha 2
Exons: 23
Coding region: 1-2898 (965 amino acids)
Biological process (GO): intracellular protein transport; clathrin-dependent endocytosis
Cellular component (GO): membrane coat; AP-2 adaptor complex
Molecular function (GO): clathrin-cargo adaptor activity
Source: RefSeq, a predicted model, not a curated record
AUGCCUGCCGUAUCGAAGGGCGAUGGGAUGCGAGGCCUGGCGGUCUUCAUCUCCGAUAUCCGGAACUGCAAAAGUAAAGAAGCAGAGAUCAAGAGGAUAAAUAAAGAACUAGCAAAUAUUCGGUCAAAAUUUAAAGGUGACAAGGCCCUUGAUGGUUACAGUAAGAAAAAAUAUGUCUGCAAGCUGCUUUUCAUCUUUCUCCUGGGGCAUGACAUUGACUUUGGUCACAUGGAAGCUGUAAACCUGCUCAGUUCCAAUAGAUACACAGAAAAACAAAUUGGCUAUCUCUUCAUCUCCGUCCUGGUGAACUCCAACAGUGAGCUGAUUCGUUUGAUCAACAAUGCCAUCAAGAACGACCUGGCCAGCCGCAACCCCACCUUCAUGGGCCUGGCUCUGCACUGCAUCGCCAACGUGGGCAGCCGGGAGAUGGCCGAAGCCUUCGCUGGAGAGAUCCCCAAAAUACUUGUGGCUGGAGAUACUAUGGAUAGUGUGAAGCAGAGUGCUGCCUUAUGCUUGCUGCGUUUGUAUAGAACUUCUCCUGACCUUGUCCCCAUGGGAGACUGGACAUCUAGAGUGGUGCAUCUCCUCAAUGACCAGCACUUGGGUGUGGUUACUGCAGCUACGAGUCUGAUUACCACUUUGGCACAGAAGAACCCAGAAGAGUUUAAAACUUCAGUCUCCUUGGCAGUGUCUAGAUUAAGCAGAAUUGUAACUUCUGCAUCAACAGAUCUUCAGGACUACACAUACUACUUUGUUCCUGCUCCUUGGUUGUCUGUGAAACUUCUGAGGCUGUUACAGUGCUACCCACCUCCAGAAGACCCUGCGGUACGUGGCCGUCUGACAGAAUGCCUGGAAACGAUCCUGAACAAAGCCCAGGAGCCACCGAAGUCCAAGAAAGUGCAGCACUCAAACGCGAAGAACGCUGUGCUGUUCGAGGCCAUCAGCUUAAUCAUACACCACGACAGUGAGCCAAACCUCCUAGUCCGUGCCUGUAACCAGCUAGGUCAGUUCUUGCAGCACCGAGAAACUAAUUUGCGUUACCUAGCACUGGAAAGCAUGUGCACGCUUGCCAGCUCUGAGUUCUCACACGAGGCUGUGAAAACACACAUAGAAACUGUUAUCAAUGCCCUGAAGACUGAAAGAGAUGUAAGUGUGCGACAGAGAGCUGUGGAUCUCCUGUAUGCCAUGUGUGACCGAAGCAAUGCCCAGCAGAUUGUGGCUGAAAUGCUGAAUUACUUGGAGACUGCUGAUUAUUCUAUCAGAGAGGAAAUUGUUCUGAAGGUUGCAAUCCUAGCUGAGAAGUAUGCUGUGGACUACACCUGGUAUGUGGACACAAUCCUGAACCUGAUUCGCAUCGCUGGUGACUAUGUCAGUGAAGAAGUGUGGUACAGAGUCAUUCAGAUUGUCAUCAACAGGGAUGAUGUGCAAGGCUAUGCAGCAAAGACUGUUUUUGAGGCCCUUCAGGCUCCAGCAUGCCAUGAGAAUCUUGUAAAAGUAGGUGGCUACAUCUUGGGAGAAUUUGGAAAUCUGAUAGCAGGUGAUCCAAGAUCAAGUCCCCUCAUCCAGUUCAACUUGCUGCAUUCCAAGUUCCAUCUGUGCAGCGUUCCGACCAGAGCUCUGCUUCUGUCUACCUACAUCAAGUUUGUGAACCUGUUCCCAGAAAUCAAAACUACAAUUCAAGAUGUGCUGCGCAGUGACAGUCAGCUAAAGAAUGCUGACGUUGAGCUGCAGCAGAGAGCUGUUGAGUAUUUGAGGCUCAGUACUAUUGCCAGUACUGAUAUCUUGGCUACAGUGCUGGAAGAAAUGCCUCCCUUUCCAGAGAGGGAAUCUUCUAUUUUGGCUAAACUCAAGAAGAAGAAAGGCCCAGGCACAGUUACUGACCUGGAAGAGAUCAAAAAGGAGAGGAGCUCUGAUAUGAAUGGAAGCGCUGAACCUGCCGCUGUCAAUGCCAGUGCUGUUUCUACUCCUUCUCCAUCUGCGGAUCUGCUGGGUCUGGGUGCUGCCCCUCUCACCAAUUCAGCUCCCCCACCCUCCUCUGGUGGUAGCCUCCUGGUGGAUGUCUUUUCAGAUACAGCUUCUGCCGUCGCACCUCUUGCUCCUGGUUCCGAUGACAACUUUGCGAGCCCUGACCUGGCUUCAUCUGAGGUAGUUUCUGAGGAACCAGCUGAUACUGUGCAUGAUGCUGAUGAGCUUUUUCACAAGUUUGUGUGUAAAAAUAACGGGGUCUUAUUUGAAAAUCAGUUGCUACAGAUUGGAUUGAAAUCUGAGUUUCGGCAGAACCUGGGGCGUAUGUUCAUAUUCUAUGGUAAUAAGACGUCAACACAGUUCUUGAAUUUUACUCCAACAGUAAUCUGCUCAGAUGAGCUACAGUCAAGCCUCAACCUUCAGACCAAACCUGUUGACCCCACGGUGGAUGGAGGGGCACAGGUGCAGCAGGUGGUGAACAUCGAAUGUGUGUCAGACUUCAUGGAAGCUCCCAUCCUGAACAUUCAAUUCAGGUACGGUGGAACGUUUCAGAACCUCUCAGUAAAGUUGCCCAUCACACUGAAUAAAUUUUUCCAGCCCACAGAGAUGUCUUCUCAAGACUUCUUUCAGCGUUGGAAGCAGCUGAGCAAUCCAAAACAAGAAGUACAGAAUAUCUUUAAAGCAAAGCACCCCAUGGAUGCAGAGAUCACAAAAGCAAAGAUAAUUGGCUUUGGAUCAGCCCUUCUUGAGGAGGUAGAUCCCAAUCCUGCUAACUUUGUUGGUGCUGGUAUCAUCCAUACGAAAACUACUCAGAUUGGAUGCUUGCUGCGCCUUGAACCCAAUCUCCAGGCACAGAUGUAUAGGCUCACACUACGAACAAGUAAAGAAGCUGUAUCUCAGAGAUUAUGUGAAUUGCUGUCAGAGCAGUUUUAAUAUUAACCAUGUCAGUUUUGGUUCCCCAUUUAUAUCACUGUCAUCAUACUGCAAAUAAAUGUCUUGUACAUCACUGUCUGAGUACUGCAAUGUUAACCAGCUCCCUGCCUUAUUAGGACUUGACCCUUGUUUGAAAUUGAGACUAUAAAAAUGUACAGUACAGGGAAGUGACUUUUUACAUUCAAAAAAAGGCUUUUAAUGUGCUCCACAAAGAGUGGGAGGCUGCCUUGUGCU